CAGAAAAUGUCCGCGUGCGCAUUUUUAAUCGCCCAGAGACAGAAUAAAGCUUAAGAGCGAGACAUGCACGUGAUGAGACCAAAAUCCGCCAAAGGACGCACCAGACCCAAAGUGACCAAAGCCAGUCUUGGAGAUGAUGAGCUUCUAUGCGAAAAGCGUCCAUUUUCUCCACGCCCUCCUUCUCAUUCUCCUCGUCCUCCACCCACGCCAAGCCCCAGGUUCGGCUCUUCUUCAUCCCCACACCCUUUAUUCAAACACGGUAAUUCAGCGAGUUCAGCCACUGAGCAAACCUUUGACAACCCGGUGCUGUCGCUAAACAAAUACAGAGUCCUCCCGUCUAUAGAGAAGAGAUCAGAAGAUGAAGCGUCCAGGGCAGACAUGGAAAAGAGAUCCUCGAGGUCUAGGCUUCAUGGACGUCAAUUCUCCAGGAGUGAUCAGGUCAUUGAGAGGGCGUCUAGCAGGACUGUCUUUUGCCAGGAGGGUGAGACAGGUGUUUUGCUUGCUCUCCGGACUCCGUGCGGUCAGAGGCUAGAGUGCCAGUUCCGAUCCACGGAUACACUCCAGAGUGUCGUUGCAAAGGCAGGAGACAUAUCUGGAAAACGGUACGAACACGUUCUGAUCGAGACCAUGGAGGUUCCUCGGAGGAGCUUCACCGAUCUGAACAUGACUCUGUCUCAGUGUGGGAUCGUUAAUAAAUCAGUUUUAUGCAUUAGCCACAAAGACGAUUCUUAACAUCUCAAGAUGGUUUCUAUAAUCAUUGCAUCUUUAAUAACAUAUAGUAAAGAAUAUUGCUUAUUAUGCACGGUUAUGAACAGACGUUCACACACUCUGCUAAGGGGCCAAUAUUCUGGCUCAGUAGAAAGCCACAACCUUCACAACGUUCACAAAGAAAGCCAUUUAUAAUUGCCACAAAAUUUAAUAAAGCCCCUCUGUUACUCAUGGA
Clarias gariepinus (North African catfish) is the source of this 943-nucleotide messenger RNA. It is a transcript of the gene ubxn10, whose product is annotated as UBX domain protein 10. The transcript has 2 exons. Bases 64 to 732 code for a protein of 222 amino acids. NCBI's taxonomy places the organism in Eukaryota, Metazoa, Chordata, Actinopteri, Siluriformes, Clariidae. The record is from RefSeq and is a predicted model, not a curated record. Gene Ontology annotation, molecular function: protein binding.